AUGCAGGCGCAACAAUGCCGCAGCUCCAGCGAGUCGCCCAACGCGUCGCCUUUUCCCGCGAGCGGGGUGGCUGUCAAGAUGCAGUGUGGUGGGGCCGCGGAGCGGCCAUGGCGCCUUUCCAGGGACUUCGAUCCAAACCCCAGAAGCCCGAUUUGGAGGAGCUCAGCCCCUGAGCCCCUUGUUUGGGCUGAGAGUUCUGCGGCGUCGAUGUUGUACGGCAGCCAGGAUGCGCCGAACAUCUGGCAUCAAGAGGCCCUCUCUGAAGCUGCUGACAGCCUCGUGGCUGGAGAGCUGGCACAGAUCUACCAGUUGGUGAAGGCCAAAAACGAGCGCAUCUCAGAAAAAGAGGAGCAACUGCAUCACAGCGAGUGCCUCGUCGCAGAAACAGUCGGUGCAGCCAAGGCACACUUGCGCGAGGAAGUUGAGGAGCUGCUGCGCAGCAGCCACAGGGAGCUGAGGAAGGAGGCCAGCGUCCAAAGACGGCGUCUUGAAGACCUCUUCCAAAAAGCUCAGGAGGAAUUUCGAAAGGCCGUCGAGUGGCGGCGUGAGGCGCGGACGUUGAAGGGGACAGUAAGCAAUGAGAUUGAGACCCGCGAGAAGCUCCAGAAAAAAGUUCAGGAGCUUUUGCGGCGAGAGAAGGCACUGAAGCAGCAGCAUGAGCUCGAGCGAAAGCGCUGGGCUGAGGAGAAGGAGCAGCUUCAAAAACAAGCUUUGCUUCAACAAGAGGCUCAGCUGAGGCCGUUUCUCGAAACCAUGGGAGACCAGUUGAUGCCCCACAGCCGUGCCCCGCUGAGAGAGCCUGACUUUCUGCAGACACAUCCUGAUGUUUCCUUGCGGCGGAGCCAAGGUCCAUCGAAUUCAUCGGAAAUUCCGGCGCGCACUCGCAUGACCCUGCAGCUGGAUGAGCCCGUGAACAGCGAAGACCCGCAGUUCGACCCGGACGAGCUGUUGUACCAUGCUGUCGAUAUGUGGAGCUCCCACGGUUCGACGUCCACUGCGCGGUGGGCAAGGCCACACCGCGAGGUGGGACCCUCGCCGCUGAGCUUGGUGUCUGCCUGGUGGUCAGUGGACACUGUCAUGGCCCUGGGCCCACGUGGACUUUGGGGUUGCGCGACACUCCUUGUGGCGGAGCCUGUGAAGAAUCAGGAGCUUCAAAGCUGGUUCCUCCGCCGCUGGGUAUGGCACGCGCUACAAGCCGAUGCCCAGAGUAUUUGGCAGCUGGCGGCCGAAUCAGUCAAGGUCCGGAAGAGUGCGCCGCCCCUCCCACUUGAUCUGCCUGGCCUGAAGCCGGAGGCGUUGGACCUGCUCUCGUGGCUCCCAGAUCCACAUCGGCGAGUCGGGCUUCUGCCAAAGCUCCGGCGUCAGCUGCAGCCACUGAUUGCAGCGCCCGACGAGGUCGUGCCCAACGAUGCCGAUCUGCUCUGGCUGCGCCCAGCUUCGGCCCAACUUGCUGUGGCUCAGGCCUUGUGGAAGGAUGUUCGACAGCAGCUUCUGUCUUCAGAGAGGGCAUUACGUCAAGGUCUUGCGGAGUCGUCGGCGAUGGCAGAGGUGGCCAGGACUUUGCUCAGCGUGGCCGCCCUGUCGCUGGCCGUGUCUCCCGGUGACGGGGAGGCAGCUCUUCGCGCCUUGGCACGGCUUUGUGCAGGACAUGCAGAUGAUCUUGCGUCGCAGCUGCCUGAUGCGAUGCCAGUGCUGCUCUGGCUUGCUGAUGUGACGGGAGCCACGGGCAGGUGUCCUCCUGCCGAGGGUGGCACUGCCGAGCUGGCCUCAAAGCUCCUGGAGCAGCUGGGCAGUGCAUCAAUCGAGCAUGACCCACCCACCACGGUGUACUUCCUCGCCGCCGCACUGCUCCGGUCACCCUUCGAGGCGGUCGCAUCAAGGCCAAGCUCCUCUUUGCUCGCCGUGUUGGCUCAGCUGCUGUGCCAGUCGGUCGAGGCCGCGACUACACAGCUGGAGAAGCCAACCCUGAGAGAGGCAGACGCGUUGGAAAGACGAAACUUGAGAGCGCUGCGAGGUCCUUUGCGUCGAUGGCGGGAUCAGCUGCACGAAGGCGCAAAGAACAGCCAAGUGACAGUGUGGGUCAGCAACUGCAUCGAGGUGUUGGAUGAACUCUCGCUCUACUGA
Symbiodinium natans is the source of this 2124-nucleotide messenger RNA. Lineage: Eukaryota; Dinophyceae; Suessiales; Symbiodiniaceae. The record is from the annotation of a GenBank genome assembly.